Messenger RNA from Phoenix dactylifera (date palm), 324 nucleotides. RefSeq names its product salt stress-induced hydrophobic peptide ESI3. Gene Ontology annotation, cellular component: membrane. The record is from RefSeq and is a predicted model, not a curated record. Lineage: Eukaryota; Viridiplantae; Streptophyta; Magnoliopsida; Arecales; Arecaceae.
UCCCCCUUCCCAUUUCCUCUUCUCCUUCACCAGAACUCCUAUCCUCAUUCUUAUCUCGCUGUCAGGUACAACGCAGCAAGGAUAGGUUCAAAGAGAUGGGAUCCGAGACGUUUCUUGAAGUAUUACUGGCCAUACUUUUGCCGCCCGUGGGAGUCUUCCUCCGCUAUGGAUGUGGUGUGGAGUUUUGGAUAGACCUUUUGCUGACCAUAUUGGGGUAUAUACCGGGUAUUAUAUAUGCCAUAUAUGUGUUGGUAGGAUAAUGUUAUGAGUGGAUGGAUGCUAUGUAGAUGGAAAUGUUGUUACGUCGAGUAGUGCACCUAUUGA